UUCAAAAUGGCGGACGAAACGCAAAGUACAGACAACUGUGACAACAGCUCAAAAGAGACAAAAAAAACACCAAUAUUAACUAAAGCAGAGAAACUAGAACAAGCCAGAAUCCUAAAAGACGAAGGCAACGCAUUCUACAAACAAAAAGACUACAAAAAUGCCAUGAAAAAAUACCAUCAAGCUUUGAUGUACGUGAAAGGCCUGUUUGACCAGGUGCCAUUUCAAGGAAUGUUCUUGCCAGAAACAAGAUUCCCUGACGAAGAAACAGCUAUAUUUAAAGAGAAAGCACAACAGAUUGAGUUAUCUUGCUUUAAUAACUUGGCUGCUUGUCAUUUAGCUGGAGGUCGAUGGUCUAAGGUCUUAGAUAACAGUUCUAAGGUUCUCCAGCGUCAACCAGAUAAUGCAAAAGCUUUAUAUAGAAGAGGACAAGCGUAUAUGAAGUUACAAGAUAUUGAUAGAGCCAAGGAGGACCUGAAACGAGCCAGUGAACUUGAACCCACAGACAACAGUAUCAAGAGGACAUUAAUUUUGCUGGAAAAAGAAUACAAGAAAAUUACAGAAAAAGAGAAAAAGACAUAUGCAGCAAUGUUUGAAAAGAUGUCUGUUUGAGAUUACUGUAACAUACAUUUAUUAUGAACAAUAACCUUCUUUUUUAUAAUUAAUUACCAUUAAAAGACAUGACAGCUUUUCUGUCUUUAGUACUACUUUACUUAAACUUAACUUAAAGCUCUCUCCACCAGUAGGUGAGUAAGGCUAUUUAAUAUAUUUUUCUGGUCUGGUAUCCUAAAAAUCAUGUGUUCUGAUUGGCUGCACAAGCUGGCAGUAUUUUCUAUCUCUGAUUGUGGUCCAGUCUCCUGACAUAUACAUCAUCCAAGAAUGCACAUGAGAAAACAGAUUGUUAAACUACGAAACAAAUUGCAAAACAAAUGGAAAAGUAAAUGGGAAAAAUUAUUUACUAAAGUUAUUUACUGGUCUAAAGUUCGUUAGGAUAGAAAUAAAUCCUACAUCUGGUAAUAUUCUUAAUAUUAGUGUCUCGUUCAUUAUGGACGUUUACAAGUUAAGGAUAAGCCAGAAGCAAGCCUUUUGUAAAGCCCAAACAGAUCAGGCAUUAAUAAUAUUACUUUACAAACUCUUCCAAGGUGAAAAUUUCUAUUUCAAUAAGGUGGUUUCAGUUCGAACCGUUGAGCUGCGCCACUGCUGUACUUUGCCAUGGUGAUAUGUGAUGACAAUUGUUGUUUUUUCUAUUGAGUGUUUCUCAAUUAAUUAUGAUUCAUAACUUAACAAUAAAUUAAAUUUGAACUGUUUUAGGUUUCUGCCAGCUCAGCAGGUCUAAGACAUGGUGCUUUGUCUAGUGUUAUCCAGUAAAUUAAAUCACUCAAGGGAAUAAAAUUGUUAUUUUUGA
This is a messenger RNA of Actinia tenebrosa (Australian red waratah sea anemone), 1402 nucleotides long. RefSeq names its product tetratricopeptide repeat protein 9C. Gene Ontology annotation, molecular function: protein binding. Lineage: Eukaryota; Metazoa; Cnidaria; Anthozoa; Actiniaria; Actiniidae. The record is from RefSeq and is a predicted model, not a curated record.